Messenger RNA from Humulus lupulus (European hop), 1453 nucleotides. RefSeq names its product CYP enzymes assisting alcohol dehydrogenase-like. Gene Ontology annotation, cellular component: cytosol. Gene Ontology annotation, molecular function: zinc ion binding; S-(hydroxymethyl)glutathione dehydrogenase [NAD(P)+] activity. The transcript has 6 exons. Bases 218 to 1357 code for a protein of 379 amino acids. Gene Ontology annotation, biological process: formaldehyde catabolic process. Lineage: Eukaryota; Viridiplantae; Streptophyta; Magnoliopsida; Rosales; Cannabaceae. The record is from RefSeq and is a predicted model, not a curated record.
GAAUUGCUUUAUUGAUUUUGGAAAGGAAAAAGCACAGAUUUUCAGGCUGAAGAUCUAUCAAAACUCCACAAUGAUGAUGAUAAUGUCACACAAGAACAGCUCACCUCACAACUCUUAACAUUGCAAAGGAAAAAUCAGGGGAAGAAGAGAAGAGGUAGAAGGGAACAACAAGGGAUUUUCAGGCAAAGGAUCUAAAGUACUCAAAGAAGAGAGGAUAAUGUCAGAGAAGAAGAGCUCACAACUCUUAACAUGCAAAGCGGUGGUGUGUUGGGGAAUGGGGGAGGCACCCAAGCUGGAAGGCAUACAAGUAGAGGCACCUAAACAAACAGAAGUUCGACUGAAGAUGAUCUAUGCCAGUGUUUGCCAUACUGAUAACAUUUUAUGCACUAAAGGGUUCCCAAUUCCACUUUUCCCAAGAGUUCUUGGCCAUGAAGGUGUAGGGGUGGUGGAGAGCAUAGGGGAGGAUGUUACAAGUGUGAAACAGGGAGACUUGGUGAUUCCAACCUAUGUGUCUGAGUGCAACGAGUGCGAAAACUGCUUGUCUGAGAAGACAAACAUGUGCCUCAAACAUCCCUUAACCUUCAGUGGCUUGAUGCUCGAUGGCACUUCAAGAAUGUCUGCCAAUGGACAACUGUUGUACCAUACUUUCUCCUGCUCAACUUGGUCAGAGUACACCGUUGUGGAUGCCAACUUUGUUGCCAAGCUCGGUCCAGCUCCCCCCAACACGCGCCAUGCCAGCUUCCUCUCUUGUGGCUUCACCGCUGGCUUUGGAGCUCCUUGGAAGGAGGCUGCAAUUGAAGAGGGAUCAUCUGUGGCUGUCAUUGGCCUUGGUGCUGUUGGCUUAGGCGCGGUGGAGGGCUCGAGGAUUCGAGGAGCGAGUAGAAUCAUUGGCGUUGACAAGAACCAAAUGAAGAAGGGCAAAGGGGAGGCCUUUGGAAUCACUGACUUCAUAAAUCCUAUUCUUCACUCAGACAAGUCUGUUUCAGAACUCAUCAAGGACUUGACUGGUGGGAUAGGUGUGGAUUAUUGCUUCGAGUGCACUGGCCUUCCACACCUGAUCAAUGAGGCUCUUGAAGCCACAAAAACGGGAAAAGGAAAAGCCAUAACAAUUGGAUUAUCAUAUGUAACAAGUGUUCAAAUCAGCAGUCUUGCUCUGUUGAGUGGCAAAACCUUGAAAGGUUCCAUCUUUGCAGGGCUCAGAGCCAAAACUGACCUUCCUCUUGUGAUUGAAAAAUGGAGAAAUGAGGAAUUUCAGCUUGAUGAACUCUGUACUCAUCAAGUUCAAAUGACAGAUAUAAAUAAAGCAUUUCAACUGCUGGAGCAAGAAGAUUGUGUCAAGGUCCUUAUCAAGAUCUAGUUUGUCUUGGAAAACAAUGUAAUAACAAAGAACUGUUUGUUCUAAUAAAACCUUGUGUUUUAGCUCAUUAUUUGUUUGGACUCUGUGUUUUAAAAA